CGGGGAUUCCGUCGCGGCGUAGCCGUCUUGGUCCCUCAAGCUUAGCCCCAGAGAACCGGCUCAAGCGAUUUGAUUAGCGUAGUGCACGGCGUGCUCCAAUUUGCUGUUGCUAGCUUCCUGAGAGGUUAGUUGCAGCGCUUCAAAUGUUAGUGAGUGCGCCGGUCUUAUCUGAUGAUAACGCGUUGGAGCAGCGGGAGCAUUCCGUACGAGACUGGAGAAGAGGCCGUCCAGUGCCCACAAUACACACCCAUAGCGUGAGCUGUUCACGAUUGGAUCAUGGACAACCUCCCCACUUUGACGAAUCAGGGAGGUGGCGGAGUUAUGGUACUGUUGUUUGUUGUUGUAGAUGUGUAAUUUGGUCGAAGAGUUUCUAGCACAUCACCGUGUCUUGUGGAGGUUAAAGACGUGGUCCAUAUUCAGCCAUCCGACAGUGUACACAGUACAUGUAGGAAGCCUGCAGCCGUCAUCGAUUGCUCCAUUUAGUAAACAACAGGGGAAUUAUCCGCAAGACAAUAUGCAGACUUAUGCUUCGGGCAGACUUGAACAAAUUAAGACUGCCUGCCAUGGACCGGAACUGCGCUCGGGCUCAGAUCGUCCGACGGGGAUACUGGAGGUUGUGAAGACCCAAUUUCCCAGUUUCUUGGAGCGGGUCCAAAGUGGAUGAUGGG
Aspergillus vadensis CBS 113365 is the source of this 668-nucleotide messenger RNA. RefSeq lists its product as uncharacterized. The coding region runs from base 347 to 664 and encodes 105 amino acids. The record is from RefSeq and is a predicted model, not a curated record. NCBI's taxonomy places the organism in Eukaryota, Fungi, Ascomycota, Eurotiomycetes, Eurotiales, Aspergillaceae. The transcript has 2 exons.